AUGGCUUCACACUGGGAAGAAUUUUAUGCUACUCAUCUUCCUCCGACCGACUUUGAAGAUAACAGAAGUCUUUUAAAAGAAUUUUGUGAUAGACACAAAAAGACUGGACAAAGAAUUGUAUUAAUAACGUCUGGAGGCACUACAGUACCUCUUGAACACAAUACUGUGAGAUUUGUAGACAAUUUUAGUGCAGGCACUAGAGGAGCUGCCUCUGCUGAAUACUUUUUGGAACAUGGAUACACAGUCAUAUUCAUGCAUCGACUCAAGUCAUUGGAGCCCUACACCAGGCAUUUUAAUGGACAGAAACUUAUGGAUAUGCUCGAAUUACAUGAAAGAGGACCAAACACGUCGAUAACAGUGAAACCUGACAGUGUGGAUGUUUUGGCACCAGUAUUAGCCAGAUACAAAAAUGCCCAAGAGGGUGGCAGAAUUCUAUACAUAAACUUCACAACUGUUUCUGAUUAUUUUUGGUUACUACGUGCAGCUUGUGAAUGCCUUGCUAGCUUUGAAUCCUCAGCCCUCUUGUAUAUGGCAGCUGCAGUUUCUGACUUUUAUGUACCAUCUAAUCAAAUGCCUACUCAUAAAAUGCAGUCUGGAGCUGGAGUUCCUAAUAUACAACUACAAUUAGUGCCAAAAUUAUUAGCACCUUUGGUGAGUCUAUGGGUACCUCAUGCAUUUGUAGUAUCAUUUAAAUUAGAGACUGAUGAACAUAUACUGAUCCCAAAAGCUAGAGAGGCAUUAGCUAAAUAUAAACAUAAGUUGGUUAUUGGAAAUAUACUUCAAACUCGAAGCACCAGAGUCGUGUUCGUCACUCCUGACAAUAAUUUUGAGUUGGUGCUUACAAGAGAACAAAUGUUAAAUGGCAUAGAAAUCGAAGAUAUGAUUGUCUCAAACGUGAUAGCCAGCCAUUCGGAAUUCAUGAAAAGCCACAAAUAUUGAUGUAUCUAAACUUUACUAUGGAUCCUAUAUCGAGUUACAUAAGCUCAAGUAUUAAUGUUCGAUGUUCUUAACAGUGCGACUGGUCGAUAAGAAACUUUUAGAUAAUCAUUUUAUCAGGGUACUAUUGUCUUAGUUGAAUUUCGAAAACCAAGUUGUUGAUGUAAGGGAUUUGCUACCAAAAAAUGGGAACAAAAUUCUAAUUAUGCAUUUUUAGUAAUAUUAUGUCUUUGAUGUAGAAGAAAUAUUGUGGUAACUAACUAUUUUAUCUAAACUUGUAAGUAAAUUAAGAGCAACGCCUUUUCAAAACUAAAUUGUGUAAACAAGUUAAUUGCUUAUUUUAUAGAUGUGGGAAUGAUCAGAAUGAUUAAACACAAAAAACAAUAACUUAUUUACUUUAUGUUUUAGAAAGGUGAUGCAUAAAAGCCUUAAAUCAUGUGCGUCAUUCCUAUUAUUCCUGUUUUUAGACGAGCUCAUUUUGAUUCCAUGAAAACAAAUAUGAGCAUUUUAUUUCAAUAAAAUAAUUUACAUAUGUCAUGAUGUACAAAAAAAUGUAAGAUACUGUAAGAUUUAAAUGAUAUGUGGUUAUAUUAUGACCAAAAUAUUUUAGAUCGUUUUUAAAGUCCAAUCUGGCUAUGUAAUGUAUAUUUAUUAUAGACUUUAGGUACAAAAUGUAUUUUAUUGCAUUUUUUCAAAACUCGCGCAUGAACAACUUGAAAUAGAUACUUGAAUUGACCAUUUCCACAUAUCAUAUGUUUUAUUUUGUAGACUUUUUUACCAAGGUAGUGGUUUUAGCAAAUUGGGACAGGGUGUGAUCAUAUUAUUUAAGGGAAAAAGCAUUUAUUUGUCGUUUUGUAACUUAUUUUAAUAAACUUAAUGUUAUAAAUAUAGUGGCCAAUGAAAACAGUAUAAAUGUUAUAGUUGUAUAAAUGUAUAUUUGUGCCAGUUUUCUUGUGGUAGAUCAUUUUAAACAAAUAAUUUUUUGUAAAUUGUAUACAUUUUGUAAAGUUAUUUUUAUAUGUAUAUACUUCUAUUGUUAAUUUUAUUAUUGUGGCACAUUUUAAUUUAUUAUUUUAUUAAAAAUAUUUAAUUGUU
Molecule: messenger RNA, 2031 nt
Organism: Aethina tumida (small hive beetle)
Lineage: Eukaryota; Metazoa; Arthropoda; Insecta; Coleoptera; Nitidulidae
Product: phosphopantothenate--cysteine ligase
Exons: 5
Coding region: 1-939 (312 amino acids)
Biological process (GO): coenzyme A biosynthetic process
Cellular component (GO): cytoplasm; nucleus
Molecular function (GO): phosphopantothenate--cysteine ligase activity
Source: RefSeq, a predicted model, not a curated record